CCGCGUAAUUUGUAAACGAGAGCUUAGUCACGUAGACGAUCCGCAUAAAUAGGCGUCUCUGGUCUACGACUUGUUUAACUUCCACUGUCUUUUGACAAAAAUGAAUGGAUCAGCACUGUGUAUAGUGUGCGUUGUGCUAUGUACGUGUAUCAUUAACAUAAAUUCGUUCCUGCUGCCUAAAGAGGGAGGAACAAUUUCCAAACGGUGCAUGCCAGGUCCAAAUGGAAUAUGCGUUACUGCACGGGACCCUCCCCAUUGCGAUCAUCCAAACUGUAUAAAUGGCGGAUGUGUUGGAUGGAAGGGUGCAUGUGCCGGUAUAUGUUAUUGUUACGGGCAAUCGCUUAUGAUCACUUGUCCAGUUAUAUAUUUAGUUAAAAUAGCAUUUCUUCACAGAGAAGGCAUCUUGUUUGGUAGAGCACUGAUACGGCUGUCUGUGGAUUCAGGGAAGUGUAAGAUAGGUUGGUAUGUUCCAUACUACUUUUGAACUACUUUUGAACUAUCUCGGAUUUAAAGGUACACUACUAACCAUAUGACAUAAAAAUACUGUCAAAAUUUCUGCGUGUACAUUGCCAUAGGAAUAAAAAUAAGAUGACAGCAACUUUUACUCAGCAAUAUUUCCAAACAUAACAGUGUAAUUGGUUACAUAGGUACUGUUCUACACAACAGUUUGUUAAAAAGACAUGGGUGGUCAUUUUGUAACUUUACACAUACAUUUAAUACAUUUACAUGUACAUGCUAAAUAUAUUUUUUAAACCUCCCAGUUUAAAAAAUACAUUUGCUAUGCUCUGUUACAUCCUGUUUAUGAAUAAAUUAACAACAAAUGUGAAAGUCGAUAUUUUGUAUGUGAUAUGGUUUGUAUUUUAUCAUUAAAAGGCUUUGUUCUAAAUCGUUAUAUUAUCUUCAAUCUUUGGGAUUGAAGUACCUGGAAUGUAUCGCUAUUGUUUUGAGUAAACUGUCCAUUAACAAAUGUUUUCUUUAUUUUCUUGAAAGGAACUAUUUUACAUUUUAUCAGGCCUGCAGAAUUAAUGAAACAUACAGAAAUGUUUUACGAGAAAAACGUAUAGUUAUUGUAUGUAUAAUUAAGAUAUAUGUGAAGAAGUAUAAGCAUGGCGUUUUUAAGUUU
This is a messenger RNA of Mercenaria mercenaria, 1123 nucleotides long. RefSeq lists its product as uncharacterized. Bases 101 to 484 code for a protein of 127 amino acids. The record is from RefSeq and is a predicted model, not a curated record. The transcript is spliced from 4 exons. NCBI's taxonomy places the organism in Eukaryota, Metazoa, Mollusca, Bivalvia, Venerida, Veneridae.